AUGUCGUCCACAUUGUUGGACAAGCGCAGACUGAAGGAUCGAAAUCGGAAUUUCAAUCCCCGUUGGGAAGAAGAGUUUGCGUUCAUUAAUUUUGGCGGUCGACCGUUGUGUCUGAUUUGCAAUGUAGCCCUGACACAUUUCAAAUCGUGCAAUCUGAAACGACACUACGAAACGCAUCACAAAUCAUUCGCAAUCGAAUAUCCUCCUUGGUCCGAGAGACGUCGGAAACGACUACUGGCUCUGAAAGUGAAUCGUACACAUCAGGAUGUCCCGAUGAGUGCGUUUGACGAGGAGACCAGACUGGCUACCGAGGCCGGAUUUGUCAUUUCACAGGCCUGUGCGCAGAACAGUCGGCUUUUAUCCGAGGGGGAAUCAUGCAAACAACUGGUGCUGGAUGUAGUCUCAAUCUUGGAUCCACUAAAUGGUCGAUUGCGACAAUUGAUCGAUGACAUUCCUCUCGUCCGAAGUAGUUGGCUCAAAUCAGACGGGUCUGAACUGGUCUCAGAUACCCUUGUGGAAGAAACUGCUCCAACGUCAGAUGCUCAAGCUGCUUCAGAUGAUUCCAGACCGACUAGUCCGAAACCGAUUGAUCAUCACCCGAAUCGUUCUCUAUCCCAGCUGAUCGAAGAUAUCGAGCAUGCUUCGGGUUGUUUUAUCUGUUCGGCCUGUUUGCCCAGCUCCGCGGACACGAACAACCCAGUGCCGUUCGCCUGUUCCGAUCCGAUCGCAUUUCGAUCCCAUUUAGCCUCCGAGCAUCCUCGCCUGACCAGUCUGGUCUGUGCCUAUUGUAAUCUGUGCGUUCAGUGCACCCACUUUGUGUCACACGUGAGCGCUCAUUUUUUCCCCGACACCGAGACCGCCACAACCACGAGGGAGAUUUUCACGUGCCCGGCCGAGCCGGAAUGCGAUAGUCACUUCGCAUCCUCGCAGUACACUGCACUCCAAGUGCACUGGAACACACAUCAUGCCGACCCGGACGAGGAGGAGGACGAGGAAGGACGGUCGCAACAAUUCAAAUGUCCCCACUGUACGCAAUCGACUUUCACUAGUCUGACUGACUGGGCCGAACACAUUCAACAGUACGCACGUCCGCUGGUACAUUGUGGUGUAUCCGGUUGUCUAGUCAAAUCGCCCUCCCGAUCCCUGCUUCUGGAACAUGUGGCAAGGAAACACGUAGAAUCCACAGAAACGUUGCCCGCGAACACCUCGGCCUUGAUCCACGAGACCUUUGAGGUACGUCUCCUGAGUGCACACAUUCGUGUUAUUCAGCAAAUCUAUCAUGUCUGCUCAACUUUUAUUUGA
Molecule: messenger RNA, 1302 nt
Organism: Echinostoma caproni
Lineage: Eukaryota; Metazoa; Platyhelminthes; Trematoda; Plagiorchiida; Echinostomatidae
Source: the annotation of a GenBank genome assembly